AUGUCCGACAUCCCAUCGUUACACGAGCUCGAGGCUGCGGCUCGUGACAUCGUCCGCAAGGCUAAGAAGGAGGGCAGGCUGCAGUGCGCUUACUCUGUCUAUGGAUGGCCCGACAUCACUGACAUGUCCCGCUCUCACAGUGAGGUUACGCCCAGUAGCGUACGACGCGAGAUUGAGAAGCAGUUCGACCUCGAACGGGAAGUCCUCGAUGAUGACGAGUACAAGAAGCCAUUGAAGAAGGUCACGAGGGAUACUGCUAAGGAAGAUGACGAUGAGGAAGAGGAAGAGGCCGCGCCUUCGCCCAAAUCCAAGCCUGUGUCCAGAUCUAAAAGCACGUCCAAACCCAAGUCUGACGCGAACAAGAGCCGAGGCAAGAAGCGCAAGUCGGAGGAGGCUGCUCUGUCCAUGGGCGAGGAGGAGGAAGAGGAGGAGGCGAAGCCACGCUCCAAGAGUGCGCGCAAGUUCAAGUCGAGGGACAUCAUCGUCGACUCUGACGCGGAAGACGCGCCUGCGGAUGCUGGCGACGACGACGAGUCCACGAAGGAGAAUGGCACGAAGAAGGACAUCAAGCCCAGCAAGAAGCGCAAGUCGACCUCAGGCACGCAAGCGAAACCACCUAAGACCGCGAAGGUCGAGCGUUCGCCCUCAGAAGAACCCGAAGAAUCGGCGAUAAAAGAGGCGGACGACGUACAUAACUUAUUUCUGGCACUUCCAAACCCGACCCUCACGCUUGACCUGCAGAAGAGCGACUCGGAACUGUCAGUCCUGAUUGACGAGCCCCCGAAGCGCAAACGCAAGUCGAGCACGAAAGACAAGGGCAAGGGUACGAAAGAGAAGGCGAAGACCAGGUCAAGGAAAUCUGGGCCCGAGCUUAGCAAGGAUGAGGAGACGAUUAAGCGGCUGAAGUCCUUCGUCGUCGCCUGUGGCGUCCGCAAAGUCUGGUCCAAGUUCUUCAAGGCCGAAAACGCGGACCGGCCCUCGGACCAAAUCCGCGCCUUGCGCAAGCUGCUCGCCGACCUCGGGAUGACCGGUCGGCUGAGCUUGGAGCAGGCGAAAGCGAUCAGGGAGAAGAGGGAGUUGGAGCAGGAGUUAGAGGACGUCCAGCAAUUCGCCGCCAAGAUGACCGGACGCGCGUCUCGGUCGGCGACCAAGAAUGCGAAGGCGGCGAAGGGGGAGUCGUCGGACGAGGAGAUGGGAGGCAGCGAUGACGAGAAGAUCAUCAGCGACGAGGAGGCGGUGCCGAAGAGGCGUACAGCGGCGCGCAGUAUUAUGGCUUUCCUGGCUGAUCAAAGUGACGACGAGUGA
Messenger RNA from Schizophyllum commune H4-8, 1305 nucleotides. RefSeq lists its product as uncharacterized. The coding region runs from base 1 to 1305 and encodes 434 amino acids. Gene Ontology annotation, cellular component: nucleus. The record is from RefSeq and is a predicted model, not a curated record. The transcript has 6 exons. Lineage: Eukaryota; Fungi; Basidiomycota; Agaricomycetes; Agaricales; Schizophyllaceae.